UCGCCAAUGCUGCUGGCUUCACACCAGUCAGUUUCGUUCCUGAAAACACAUUCAACAUGCGAGAGAAAGCAACGGGCGUUUGGGCUUGCAGGUACAUUCUAAGUAUAUAUGUAUUAUUAUGUACCGAAGUUUGUUUUAGUUAUUAUAAAUGUUUCACAACGCAUAUGGGUUAUGCUACGUCCACGUUUUUGGUAUGUCGUCGUGCUAUGGGUGCACAUCCAAGAUAACAGAGAACUGAUUCUCAGCUGUUCUGGUUACUGCAAUGAAUGGUAACACUAUCCAUCAGGCUACGACCACAGCUUCGGUUUCAGCGCCUCGUGGCUGGAGGGAGUUCUGCGAGUUGCAUGCCAUUGCCACGGCCCGAGAACUAGCCAACCACUACUGGAACUUUGCCAGGGAGUGGCCAGUGCACGAUGUCGUCCCACCAGACAGCUUCUCCAAGCAGUUCAAUGAGCUGUUCCAACAGCACUUCCACAGUGAGGUGGCCAAAGAACUCCCUGCAUCGACCCCUCCCCCCCUUCCCCCUCCCCCCAUGAUGGGCCGGCUCCGCAUCACCACCACCUCCGGAGCACUGGACUACAGGGAGGCGGGCCGGCCUGGCGUGCUGGCCCCAAAGACGGAGCCCGUGCCGACGAGCCGGGAGCAGGGGAACCCCAUCCGGUGCUCGGCAGCUAACCCGGUGCUACGAGCUCGAGCUCCCAUCCGGAGCCGCAGCCAGGAGGAGGUGUCUGUGUCGGAGGGGUGGCCUGCAUCUGAACGGUACACCCCCACCUCGACUUCCUUCUCCACUGCUGCUGAAGUUACGCACUUCUCUGUCAGCCAGAUCAGGAAAAGCGUGUGCCGUCUCUUUAAGAAGCGCCCGCCGCCCCUUCAGGACCUGCAGCCCAGCAGGCCGGUGGACAGGGGAAUGGGUGGGGCACUGGAGGAAGUGACGGCCUUAUCGUCGUCAGCGCUGACUGGGAACCCCUCCCACGAGACCACGCCCUCUGCCUUCCCCACGUCGACGGCGGCCCACUUCCUAGAACGGCUGAAUAGCAGGUUUGUCCGUAGGCAGAGUGGGAAGCGCAGGCCGCAGGCUGCAAGCAGCUGCAAGGAGGGCCAGCUGAAGUACCUGGUGGUUGACGACACUAUCUCGGACACACAGCAUCGCUGGCAGCGCUGCCGCCUGCUUGUGAGGAAGAUCAGGGAGGGCCUGGCAGGAGAGAGGUUCCAGCUGGAGCUCUAUGACCCCCCCAAGGGCUCCAGUCCUAAACUGACAGCACUUUGCUCAGACAUCCUGGAGAUCCGCCGCUGCAACUGUCUGGAGAUGCCUGACAACACAAACACGUUUGUUCUAAAGGUUAAUCACUAUCCAGGUAGUCUCAUAUUUGAGACCGACAAUGACCAACAGGUCAGCUCCUGGACAACAGAAAUUAAAGAAUGGAUAAACAACAGGUCUGGAAGCGGGGAUUUGGAAUGUCUAACCUACCCUAUGGACAAUGCUGCGACGGCCAACCGGAGAGGGAGCUCCGAGUCAGGGAGUCAGGGCUCUGCGACCUUUGCCCUCUCGGAGCAGGUGUACCAUAAGACUGACCACUUCCUGUGUUUGUACCCCUGGUUCCACGGCCCCAUCUCGCGGGUCAAGGCUGCCCACCUGGUCCAGAACUCGGGCCUGGAGGGCCACGGAGUCUUCCUGGUGAGGCAGAGUGAGACCCGCCGCGGAGACUAUGUCCUCACCUUCAACUACCAGGGCAAGGCCAAGCACCUGCGUCUGUCUCUAACAGAGUGUGGUCAGUGUAGGGUGCAGCAUCUGCGCUUCCCCUCCGUCAUGGACAUGCUCAGUCACUUCCGCCUCUACCCCAUACCCCUGGAGUGUGUCGCUGCCUGCGACGUCACCCUCACCAGCUUUGUGGUGGCCAAUUCUACCGCACAAGGUCAGAGUUCAUCCGCUGUCCUGGUUCCAUUCUCCCUGCACCGCUGGAGCUCCGAACCCAGCCUAGCCCACUGCAGCCCCAGCCUGCUCCCCUCUCCAGACCCCCUGCCCCAGCCCAGGCUCCCUCUCCUACGCCCUGCUCCCUUCCCAGACCUUUCCACCUCGGGUCCCCUGCGUCGGAGCGAGUCUGUGGGCCGCAGACCUCUGCUGCGUCACCCCAACCCCCACCCACCCCUCACUCAACGGGACUCCGACUACGAACUGGAGCCAGACAGAGGACGCAAGCGGGCCAUCGACAACCAGUACAUGUUCCUCUAACCGGGGCCACAAGCGGUCCAUCAACAACCAGUACAUGUUCCUCUAACUGGUGGACCCCCGGUCACAGCCGACCCAGUGGUGGCUCUGAGACUCCAAACGAGCGAAGGACAGACUCAUGAGUGAACGUGUAUGCCACAGUGGAGGUCUGUCUCGUGGGGUGGGUGUUAGAGGUCCGACCCGAGUGUCCAUUGUGAAUGUAUUUUUAGGAAAGUGUCUAAUCUUGUUAUGAUUGUCAUUUUCUGAAGCGGCUGUCGUGGUCCUUCUAAGGGACGUUGCUACAUGGGAGUGAGUGGCGCUGGUGUGGAAGGUCUUCCCUCAGUCCCUCCCUUCACACAUACACACUCCAUUUUAAAGUGUAUUCUAAUGUUCUUUGAUACGCUGUGUAUCUCAAAUGCACACAUUGUGUACUUUUAAACACUGUGUAUUUUAGGACGCAGACUAUUUUUGUAGGAAUAUAUGAAGGUGUUGGAAAAAUAAAAUAAAAAAACCUUAACUGUGAUGAAUUUAGGACUGUUACGGUGACCGUAUUACUGCCACACCAGCGGUCACGAGUCAUAUUCCAUGUGACUAGCCUUCUCCUAAACUGCGCUCUGAUGCUCAUUAGUAGGCUACUAAACAUGCUUACUGCCAGUCGCUAAUGGCCUGGUACUCAGCACUCUGACAUCAAUGCAAAUGUCAUUGAAAAUCAAACACUUCAUGAGAGCUCAUGUUGCACAACAUUUCAAUAGGCUAUGCAAUUGCGUGAGAAAAUAGUUUUGAUGGCCUCUAUUAAAGAGGCACAGCUUUCUAUAGGCUAGGCCUACUAUAUUUCUCAACUUUCCUAAUAUUAACCACAUUGGCUAUACUCCUGCUGUAAAGAGAAGCAAACUGGCUGUAAUGAAAAUGAAACACCGGAAAAUCAUCCUCCAUUCGCUAUUUUAAGUGCAUAGAUUACAUAUUCUUUGCCCCUGUUCCGACAGGUGCAAGAUAAUGGUCCAUCACUAAUUUCACACAUGUAAAGAUCAGAUUAGUCUGAUGGGUGACAAUAUUAGGCUAUCACUCAUGAAUGAUGCCCAGGGUGUGCAAUAAGGUAAGAAACAGAGCAUGCUUUUUUUUGCAACUUUUUCUAAUCAUAGUCGCACAUGUCAUGUAGCCUAGCCCAUGAUAAGAUUUGUAACUAAAGCACAUUACGGUGUAUAGACCAACUGACAUACAGUACCGUUCAAAAGUUUGGGGUCACUUAGAAAUGUCCUUGUUUUUGAAAGAGCACAUUUUUUUGUCCAUUCAAAUAACAUCAAAUUGAUCAGAAAUACAGUGUAGACAUUGUACACAUUCCAGCUACAAUAGUCAUUAAAGGCCCAUUAUCAGCAACCAUCACGCCUGUAUUCCAAUGGCACGUUGUGUUAGCCUUUUAAAAUUAUAAACUUGGAAUAGCUAAUUGAUCAUUAGAAAACCCUUUUGUAAUUAUGUUAGCACAGCUGAAAACUGUUGUCCUGAUUUUAAAGAAGCAAUAAAACUGGCCUUCUUUAGACUAGUUCAGUAUCUGGAGCAUCAGCAUUUGUGGGUUCGAUUACAGGCUCAAAAUGGCAAGAAACAAAGAACUUUCUUCUGAAACUCGUCAGUCUAUUCUUGUUCUGAGAAAUGAAGACUAUUCCAUGCGAGAAAUUGCCAAGAAACUGAAGAUCUCGUACACCGCUGUGUACUACUCCCUUCACAGAACAGCGCAAACUAGACUCUAACCAGAAUAGAAAGGAGUGGGAGGCCCUGGUGCACAACUGAGCAAGGAGGGAGUAGUACACAGCCUUCAGGAUUAGCUAACACAACACAGGAGUGAUGGUUGCUUAUAAUGGACCUCGUAUGUAGAUAUUCCAUAACAAAAUCCGCCGUUUCCAGCUACAAUAGUCAUUUACAACAUGUCUACACUGUAUUUCUAAUCAAUUUGACGGACAAGUGCUUUUCUUAAAAAAAAAAGACAUUUAAGUGACCCCCAAACUUUUGAACGGUAGUGUUUAUCAAAAGUAAGACAAAAAGUCAUUUAAUAUGAAAACACAGAAUCCCAAACAAUUUUCAGAAAUAUGAGAGUUGUGCAGUGAGAUGUUUUUGUAAUUUUCACCAUAAAAAUGCACAUUUUUAUAAUAAAGCAUUACAUGUCUAAUUGCAUUUUGUAGACUUAUGUAAGAUGGCUUACUAUUUGUAAUGUGAUGAGUAGGGUAGAUAGUCAUCUAGGCUAAUAAUAUAACUGAAUCACUGUUCGUAAAAAAAAAAAAGAAGACCGUUUCAGUUCAUUGCUGAGCGUGUAUAGCAGGCCUAGGCUAUAUCGGAUACGUUUCAUCUUUGCAUGUGAAAAAUGUUGCCUUUUUAUAAACAUGUCAUGCAAUUCUACUACACUUUAUAUGGCUGGAGACAUUAGCAUCUUUUUUAAUAGGACAAAUUAAAAUGAGUAGCCUACUCAGCUGACAGUGACAAAGUUCCUGACGUUGACCAUAUAAUAGGCCUACGAGAUGCAUAUGUCCAUCUAAACUGGAGGAAAUCAUUUUUCAAAAACAAACUAGUGUCUCUGACCCAACAAUGUUCACUCAAGUUGAGAAUUUAUGACAAUUAGUCCUUUCACUGUCUUCUUUUUACAACAUUAAUAAUUUGCUUUCCAAACUGUUUUCCCGCCAUUUGUAUUUUGAAAUAUUGCUAUAUGCCUGGCUUGGCCUCUAAUUUUCAGACAGUCGCAACUCGUGAACUGCCUUAUCUUCCAACUAUAGGCAAUGCGAUUUAAAACAAUCCACUUUUUUAGUAGGACUAUCCUCUGGCAAAAUCAUGCUUUUUAGUAACCUAUUUUGAAUGAUUUAUUUCUGUAUAGACAGGUUUAGGCUAAUUAGGCUAUAUAAUUUUGGGAACAUUAAUCAAAUUUAUUUUGGGAAAAUCUUAGCUUCCCCUAGUCUUAUGGACACGCUGCCUAUGCUUGCAUAUUAAAAAUGUAACUGCACGCAACCUCCAUAUGCUAUUAGAGUGCAGGCUACAGAUUACAUGGUUUUUUUGUGGGCCAUCCUAAUAAUAAAAUUAUUCCACACAUAUUAGUAGGCUAUAUGUAAAGACCAUAUUAAAUUGAGAAUAGGCUGAGAUUAACAAGUGCUUGUCAAAUUGUGACAGACUGAAGUAUGUAGCCUGCCCAAGAAACAGAGCUAAUGCCUUUCAAGCAACUAUUAAAAAUCAAAACAUAUUCCUACUAAAGUUGCAUUAAAGAAAACUAAGCAUAUAGCAGUACCUAUAUGUUAACCACUCAACAUAGAAUAGCCACAUGUGUGCACUCCCUCAAGGAUAUUUUAUUCAGCAAUGCUCAGUUAUAUUCUUCACACUAUAAAAUAAUGCCACGCAUUUCCAAGCAUAUCUUGUCCGCUAAAUGAACUAGUGUAGCCCACAGCCAUAUCAGGGACUAACAUAAUUACUCAGUAUGCUAUUCUGUUCUUCUGAAAUAGACUACAUUUUCUUCAUAUCAUGUUUCUUUAGACCUGUCAAAAAUAAAUAAUGGAUUUAAUGUGAUUGUGUAAGUCAAUUACCGUAGAGCCCAGCAGUUAUUGGCUUGACAAUCACCGGCUGACAAUUUCAUGAUCUCCACAGCCCUAAAUGAGCCUUCCAUGUAGGUUUGGAAGAGGCUCAUAGUUGGGGUGUGUUGGUGCUAAACCUCAAGAGAUGUGACUGAAUAAAGGAGAUGACCCCCAAAAUAAAGGGUUUGGGAGGGGACAUGAAACCCAACCUAGUCUAUGGUCCUCAACACUCAGGUUUUGUACAUCAGUUGUACAACUUUUCACACAAUGGUUGAUACGACAGUUUGUCUACCCCAAAAAGUUUACACAACCCUUGUGUAAACAUUUAUUUAUUUUUAAACUUACCGUUGUAUCAAGCCAUUGUACAUCAGUUGUAAAACCUGAAUGUGUACAGGGCCAAAGAUUAGUGUAUUAAUUUCCUAUCAGCAUUAAACAGAAAGGUCCUUACCUGUGCUCUCCAUCUCUACCAGGAAGUGAAGGAUAACUCAUCCUGGUCCUUUCUGAAGGCAUUUUGUUGCUAGUAAAAUGUUUGCAGAUGCUACAUUUGAAUGUUUGUCUAUGGCUUCUUAAUCGAGCUCUAGAAAGCGACAAACCUCAAAGAAAACGUCACUCACUCGCUCUUACUAAGAACCCAUGUGUGUGCGGUGGCUUAACACCACAUUGUAAGCAACCAUUCUGGUGUACAUUUGUUAAUUUUCACAAUGUGUUGAAUAAUUCACCAACAUACCAAUACACUUCACUUUUCUGUAUGUACCUCUUUCCCCUUGCUUAACACUAACUUAGCAGUGAAACUUUUGUCAGCGACUCAUCAACCUCGAUGUCAUGCAGUAUUUAUGGCAAUGUUUAUCACUGGGUUUCCUGUUUAAGAAAUGCACAAAGGCAGGUUGAUCUCCUUAUACAUGAUCAGGAAAUCAACUUGCCAUGAAAGGAGAUUUUAUUUGCAUUGCAUAAUUGAGCUACAAAUGUAUCAAGGGUAUCUUCCAAUAUUGAAACUGAUAUUAAGUGGUGGGGAUAGACAAUUGCAAAGUACGGUUGGUCUCCUGCGCUUAAGUUUAAACCCAAACGUCUGUUCUGCAAAAGGAAAUCAACGGUAUCAUUGACUUAUCAGUCCCUCUCUGACCUGUAGCGAGAGAGAAAGACUACUUCGCCUGAAAGCUGCUGUUGCUUUAACCCUUUGAACCUCAGGGCGUAACAUUAGGAAUUAGUGCAAUAACAUAUUUCCCAUGAUUUAGCUUAACGCUUUACAUUAUAGCAACAAACAAUUCAUACUUGGCAUCUAGCAAUAAAGAUCACCCCUACUUAUGUCAGUGUCAUGGCAAGCUUGGAAUGCAUUCCAUUACUGCACACGUGGGUUGCUCACGACUGUCUGCACAUAGGUUUGUCAUAUACUCCAAAGAAAGUGCAAAUGGAUUGCCAUCAAACACAUAGAAACGAUGUUUGAUGCCAUUACCACGUGCCCAUCCUCGCCAAUUAAAAGGUGCCUCCAUCCUCCUGUGCUCAGGUAUUAGAACAUUUGCUUGCAAGCAUUUAUUUUGGCCCCUCAGCCACGCCUUGGCUGACAUUGUACAUUUGAGUUCAACUGACGAAUGCAUGUCUUCUCAAUACUGUUGAUUCUAUUUAUGUAUUAGCACUGUAAACAUUCCAUAACUAAGUAAACCACCCCAAAGCUUUUUCUGUCGAUCUUUGAUCAAUUGUUACAUUUCCCUGUUAUAAGCAUUCUAAAUUUAUAUAAACUGUAUAUUUUACUUUUGGAAAAUAAAGCUAACCAAAACAAA
This is a messenger RNA of Salvelinus fontinalis (brook trout), 7520 nucleotides long. Its product is annotated as SH2B adapter protein 3-like. Gene Ontology annotation, cellular component: plasma membrane. The record is from RefSeq and is a predicted model, not a curated record. Bases 263 to 2230 code for a protein of 655 amino acids. Gene Ontology annotation, biological process: intracellular signal transduction. Gene Ontology annotation, molecular function: transmembrane receptor protein tyrosine kinase adaptor activity. The transcript is spliced from 8 exons. Lineage: Eukaryota; Metazoa; Chordata; Actinopteri; Salmoniformes; Salmonidae.